AUGGCUUCCACAAGAUUGACCGCUCUUGAUCUAUUAAUGCCCCCAGCCUACACUCGCCUACUGCUAACAUUUGGAAGGAAAGGCGAGGAUGAAGUGUCCUCAAUUGAUACCAUACUCAGGGAAGGGCUCUCUCGCCUAGUGGAGACAGUACCUGUGCUCAAAGGUGAAGUAUUCACCACAGGCCAACGUGCUGGCGAAGUCGCUGUGCAGCCGCGCACUGAUAUCAAGAACCCGCCUCUGUUCCAGGUUAGAGACUACACCUUGAAAGAUGGGAAGCCCAUGAAAUCCUAUUUGGAGCUGUAUGCACGCGAUAUGCCAAUGACUGAGCUUGAUGGGGAAGAUCUGGCACCAUUGCCAACCUUCCUCAGCAACCCUGCGCCUGUUUUUGCCGCCCAAGCCAACUUCAUAGCUGGCGGCCUGAUACUUUGUGCAUGUUUCCAUCAUUCUGUCUUUGAUGGUCCUGGUGCUGGUGUGAUCUUGAAAGUAUGGAGUGAAUGCUGUAACUUUCUGCAAAACCCAGCCGAUGGGCCGAAGCUUUUAUCUCCCGUAGCGACAGACCGCAAUGUCCUAUUAGAGAGCGGCAAGCCAAGCACGAGUCUUGACAUAUUGGCAGGAUAUGAGAUUACUACUCCUUCAAAGGAUAGCACGACGGAAGAGCAGAGUGCACCCACUGUGGCGGUAACCGAGAUGACAACAGCAACCUUUACGAUACAAAACGAGACAUUGCAAAGAUUGAAGGUCGACGUGAAUACCUACCUAUCGCAGCGAGGCAAGAAUGAAUGGGUAUCAACCAACGACAUACUUUGCGCCGGGCUAUGGCGCGCUAUCACAAAAGCACGACUCGAGUCCCCAGACGCACACUUCGGUACCACUUCUCGCGUAGGAAUGGCUGUCAAUGGCCGGUCAAGGAUGCAACCACCUCUAUCGGACGAGUACGUGGGUAAUGUGAACAUCUACACUGCUACUGAAAUAGACAUGCCCCCACUCUUUUCAGAUGCCACCGAGUCGCUGGCCGAAAUCGCAGUCGCAAUACGUCGCUCCGUUCUCUCUGUGAACGAUGAAUACAUCCGUCAUCUAAUCCACAAAGUCAACCAGCUGCCUGACCUUAGUCUCAUCACCCCUUCCUUCAAAGUGUGGGGCAAUGAUCUGGCAAUCACUACUUGGAGGGAGAUGGGUAUCUGUGACCUGGAUUGGGGUAGUGGUAUUUGUGGUGGGAAAGUGGACUUCGUGAGGAUUCCAUCGGCGCGCUUUCAUGGCUUAUGCGUUGUGCUGCCUCGGACGUCUCACAAGCCCGACGCCGUAGAAGUCUUGAUGGGCUUGAAGACCGAAAGUAUGGAGCGACUUAAAGGUGAUGCGUCGUUCAAGAACUUUGCCUCUUUCCAAAGCGAACGGGGCAGUCUCAAGGCUGGCGAAGGAAGCACAUUUCAUCCCGCCCUCUCAAUCCUCUUGCCCCUCUGGGCCUGGCCCGACGCCUCCUGGCAAAACGUCUACACCGCAAUCAGCUCCUCGCCUUCAACAACCUGGCACAUCGUGAUCAACCCCAACUCGGGCCCUGGCACCACCGGCAGCGCGCCAUCCGCGCAAGUCUACACCGACGGCGUCGCAAAACUCAACACCUACGCCAACGCCCUCACUUACGGGUACGUCAAGACAGGCAAAGCCGGCCGCGCGCAAGCGGACGUCCACGCCGAAGUCGACACCUACGCAUCAUGGGCGACGCACGUGCCCGAGAACAUCAGCAUAGCGGGCAUCUUCUUCGACGAGGUGAGUAGUAUGUGGGACGCGCAGGCCGAUGCUUCAAAAAUCCAGUACUAUACCGAUGUCGCGAAUUAUGCGAGACAGAAGCCCGGGUUGGCGGGGCAUGUGGCUUUCAACCCUGGCACCUUGGGGCCCGAGCAGUUAUUCGAUGUCGCGGACUUCAUGGUGGAGUUUGAGAAUGCGGUCGGUGAGUGGCAUGGCGCGGAUACUAUUGCGACGUUCCCGCAGGCGCGGUUGGGGAAGUCCGCCGUGUGGGUUUAUAAUUCUGCGCCCGAGACGGAUGUGGCGGGCGCGGUGGCGGUCAUGCAGGGGAAGGGCCUCGGCGCUCCGACCGGGUGUUAUAAGACAUUCGAUGCGGGCAAUUUGAAGACGUUGACGGAUGCUGUUGGUGGGGGGCAGGGGCAGGGGCAGGGGGGUGCGGCGGCGUCGCCGGGGACGGCAGGGACGGCGGGGAAUGUGACGCAGUGCGCGGCGGUCAUGGAGUAA
Messenger RNA from Bacidia gigantensis, 2244 nucleotides. RefSeq lists its product as uncharacterized. The record is from RefSeq and is a predicted model, not a curated record. Bases 1 to 2244 code for a protein of 747 amino acids. NCBI's taxonomy places the organism in Eukaryota, Fungi, Ascomycota, Lecanoromycetes, Lecanorales, Ramalinaceae. The transcript has 3 exons.